AUGCUGAAGAGCAACAGUCUGCUGCUGUUCCUGUGCUUCCUGUUUGAGAAGAGUUCUCUGGCUCCUCUCCAUCCUGUGCACCCAGCUCACAACCAGAGCCAGCUGGGACUCAGUUGGCUCCAUAGAUCCAUUUCUACAGCAAGCAACAGAGAAGAGAAUGGAAUCUUUCAGAGGGUUAAGAGGGGAUGGGUAUGGAACCAGUUCUUUGUCCUGGAAGAGUACAUGGGAUCUGACCCACAGUAUGUUGGCAAGCUGCACACAGAUCUGGACAAAGGACACAGUGAAGUGAAAUAUACUCUCUCAGGAGAAGGGGCCGGCACCAUCUUCACCAUUGAUCAGACAACUGGAGAUAUUCAUGCCUUACGCAGCUUGGACAGGGAGGAAAAGCCUUAUUACACACUCCGAGCACAGGCUGUGGACAUCAACACCAACAGGCCCCUGGAGCAUGAAUCUGAGUUCAUCAUCAAGGUUCAGGAUAUCAAUGACAAUGAGCCAAAAUUUCUGGAGGGCCCUUAUAGAGCUAGCGUCCCUGAGAUGUCGCCUGUGGGAACUUAUGUGACAAAAAUAACAGCAACAGAUGCAGACGAUCCCACUUAUGGCAAUAGUGCAAAAGUUGUGUAUAGCAUUCUGCACGGUCAGCCAUACUUCUCUGUAGAGCCUGAAACAGGAGUUAUUAGAACUGCUUUACCUAAAAUGGAUCGUGAAGUAAAGGAACUUUAUCAGGUUCUUAUCCAGGCCAAAGACAUGGGGGGCCAACUUGGAGGGCUGGCAGGAACUGCAACCAUCAACGUUACUCUUAGUGAUGUCAACGACAACCCACCCAGAUUUUCCAAAAAUACAUUCCACUUGCGAGUGCCUGAGUCAUCAGCAGUGGGCUCUGCUGUGGGCCGAAUCAAAGCCCAUGACCUGGAUAUUGGCAAGAACGCUGAGGUGGAGUAUAGCAUUGUCCCUGGAGAUGGAGGAACAAUGUUUGACAUCAUGACCAAUGAGAACAACCAGGAAGGCAUCAUUAUUCUUAGACAGCCUCUGGACUAUGAGACAAAAAAGGCCUAUACCUUUACAGUUGAAGCAUCAAAUCCACACUUAGACCCACGGUUUCACAAUUUUGGUCCAUUUAAGGACACUGCAACUGUCAAAAUUAAUGUUAUGGAUGUGGAUGAGCCUCCUGUCUUCAGUAAACCAUCCUACACAAUGGAUGUUUAUGAGGAUACACCAGCAGGCACCAUUAUUGGAGCUGUGACUGCUCAGGAUUUGGAUGCAGGAGGCAGUAUGGUCAGGUAUUCUAUUGACUGGAAAAGUGAGCUAGAUAGCUUCUUUGAAAUUGACCCUGUAAUAGGAACCAUCUCCACUAAUGAGCUUCUGGACAGGGAGAGGAGAGUUCAAAGCAACAUUUCUGUUGUGGCAACCAAAGUUAAUAACCCAGUCCUAACCAGCAAAGUUGUAGUCACAAUUCAUGUUUUAGAUGUUAAUGAGUUUCCUCCAGAGUUGGCUAUACCUUAUGAGACCUAUGUGUGUGAAGGUGCAAAAGUGGGACAGGUGAUUCAGAUCUUCAGUGCAAAAGAUGAGGAUAUUCCUAUGACAGAGCACACUUUCUCCUUCAGAUCACCACAGGAAAAGAUCAAGAUCAAGAACUUUACCAUCAAAGAUUUUGGAAACAACACUGCAGGCAUUAUAACCCUGCGUGGUGGCUUUUGGCGGCAUAUUCAGGAGCUCUACCACCUUCCAGUAGUCGUUAAGGACAGUGGUUACCCAGUACAGAGCAGCACCAGCACCCUGACCAUCCGUGUGUGUGGCUGUGAUUCUAAUGGAUCCCUGCUGACCUGCAAUGCAGAAGCCAUAUUCCUCCCUGUGGGUCUCAGCACCGGAGCACUUAUAGCAAUUCUUCUUUGUAUUGUAAUACUGCUAGUGAUUGUAGUGCUCUACAUGGGAGUCCAACGACAGAAGAAAAAGGAAACACUAAUGACCUCCAAAGAAGACAUUAGAGAUAACGUUAUCCACUAUGAUGAUGAAGGCGGAGGCGAGGAAGACACACAUGCCUUCGACAUAAGCACUCUCCGGAACCCUAAAGCCAUCAAGGACAAACUUUAUCGGAGGGAUGUUAAACCAGAGGCUGCCUCUGUUCCUCAGCCAUUAGCAGCCUCACAGAACAGUGAAGACCUUCAGAAGUUCAUCAGUCAGAGACUGCAAGCACAUAACAGUGAUAGCUCUGCACCACCCUAUGACUCACUUGCUACCUAUGCUUAUGAAGGUGAGGGAUCGGUGGCCGAAAGCCUGAGCUCCAUUGGAUCAUUAAAUGGUGAAACAGAAGAGUAUUAUAAUUGUCUAAAUGAGUGGGGGCCUCAUUUUAAAACCCUUGCAGGGAUCUUUGGGGAACAUGCACAAAGCCAGACUGACAUCUACUCCACAAGCACCACAGAAAACAAACAUUGA
Molecule: messenger RNA, 2430 nt
Organism: Clarias gariepinus (North African catfish)
Lineage: Eukaryota; Metazoa; Chordata; Actinopteri; Siluriformes; Clariidae
Gene: cdh12b
Product: cadherin-12
Exons: 11
Coding region: 1-2430 (809 amino acids)
Biological process (GO): cell morphogenesis; homophilic cell-cell adhesion; cell-cell junction assembly
Cellular component (GO): adherens junction; plasma membrane; catenin complex
Molecular function (GO): calcium ion binding; cadherin binding
Source: RefSeq, a predicted model, not a curated record